CACACACACACACACAGCUACCCCUACCUCCUUCCCUUCUCAGUUUCAGUGACUGGUUAGUAAUGGCAGCUACUGAGGACCCCUAAACCACUCUGGCAAUUUAAGGAGAAAUGCGUCGUCUAAAAUGGAUUAAGUCGUUAACAGGAAUGUCAACAGUCCAGUCGUGAGCUGUAACGACAGACAGAAGAGGAUCCAGUGGCGUAUAUCUUUUCAAACCGCAGCGUCUGUCAGUCUAUCUGUGUGAAGUGUAUUUGUUGGGGUAAGAGAGACGUCGAUUAGCAUUAGCGCUGUUAGCUUCGCUGCUGCUUUCGCCUGCCGCUGCUCCUUUCGCAGCCGAGCUUUCGCGCUCUUCCCGCCGCAUUCCGUCCCGCUCCGCCCCGCUCUGCUCUGACGCGCUGCCGAGGCUUCUGCGGCCUGCUGCUACCGCUGUGUGCCGCAGGUCAUGAAAAGCUGCUUUUGUCCGAAAAGGAAGGACGCUGUGCAUUUUACAAAUUCCUCCAUGAUGCCUGAGGUGCGGGACCUUUCAGACGCCCUGCCAGAGAUGCCCAUGGACCCGAUCACUGGCGUAGGGGUUGUGGCCUCAAGAAACAGAGCUCCCACCGGCUAUGAUGUGGUUGCACAAACCACAGAUGGGAUUGAUGCAGAUUUGUGGAAAGACGGUCUGUUCAAAUCCAAGGUGACCCGCUAUCUGUGCUUCACCAGGGCUUUCUCCAAAGAGAACAGUCAUUUAGGAAAUGUGCUUGUAGACAUGAAGCUCAUCGACAUCAAGGACACGCUGCCUGUGGGAUUCAUUCCCAUUCAGGAAACUGUGGACACACAGGAGCCGGCGUUCAGGAAGAGGAGGUUAUGUAUCAAGUUCAUCCCGAGAGACUCCACUGAAGCUGCCAUCUGUGAUAUCCGUAUCUUAGGACGCUCUAAACAGGCGCCGCCACAGUAUACGUUCAUAGGAGAGCUGAACAAUAUGGGGAUCUGGUACCGCAUGGGAAAGGUGCCACGGGCCCAGGAUUCUUCACCUGUACAGAACAACUCCACCACCAACAACACCAAUAACAUCCAGACUGUCACCAACAACUCCACUCCAGCGCCAGUCUUGCCCAAGCACAUAUCCAUGACCCUGCCGGCAUGUUUCAGAAAAAGCACAACCAGACCAGACUUUGAACACCAGAACUCCAACCUCUAUGCCAUCUCUGCUAUGGAUGGAGUGCCUUUCAUGAUUUCGGAGAAGUUUGCGUGUGCCUCCAGUGAUCUGCAGCAGGUGGAUCUAAUGGGCAUCAGAAUCAAAUCGCUUGCAGAGAUUGAGAAGGAGUAUGAAUAUAGUUUCCGGACGGAGCACAGCGCCGCGGCCCGUCUGCCGCCCAGUCCCACCAGAACAUCUCUGGGCUCCGAAGCCUAACGCUCACGCGCCAGACGAAAGAGAUCUUCUGGCUUCUGAAGACCUGAUCUGAGCAGAGACUCAUCCGCCUCUCUGAAAGUACAACAGAAACCUACUAGUUCGACAGAGGGAAUAAUAAGGAUAUUGUUCGCUUUUUUUGCAUACAAUUAACAAAUAUUUCAUGUGGUCAAGUUCAGUCUGUCUUAAGUUGAUGCUGCUUUUACCUAAAGAGCUUUGGACAUGAGCGAAUCUGCAUCGCUACAGUGAUCAAAUCAAAACCACUACCGUGUUUCUUUUGUUAUGCGACAAGAAUUGUGUCUGAAGUUGUGUUCCGACUUAUUCUGGCUGCUGGACUGAGUUGCUGUUACCGCAAUGACUUUAUAUGAAGGGUCACACUUGGACAAACCCUUAUUUGAGCCCCAGAGUCUGUGUUCAUGCAUCAUGCAUAGAUUUGGAGGAGUAUUUUUAUUUUUUUUAUUUUUUCGUUCACUUGCUCGGUUUUAAUUAGAUCGCGGUGACUGCAUGACUUCAGUUUGUUCUUUUGUUUGGAAAUGGAGCUCAGUUCACUGCACUGUUACAGGACUUCUGAAAUAUUUCAAUAUUUUUGUGUUUGUCUGGAAAAAGAGAUUAGAACAAAAACACUCUGACUCUGAACAAACCCUUGUACAUAGACAAGCGAUGAUUCAGGAAUGCGUUGUUUUAGUAUUGUGUUUGUAACGUCUCUCCUGAACUGAUCUGUCACUCCAGUCACCACUGCUAAUGUUUUACUGAGAUUUUACUCGAAAUCUUUCGGUCUCGUGUUAUGAUGUUCAAUGGUGCUCGAGCACUUGGAUAUUGUUUCUGCAAGUCCAUUUGUGUCCACAUUUUAUGGUGGUAUUUUUUUCUUUUUUUUUUAAAUAAGCAAGUUAAUAUUUCCACAGUCAUAUUUCAUCCCAAGAUUUGAAGAAAUAAGUAAGAAAUAAAAAUUUUCUUAAAGAUUUAAACUUAUUUUAUGCUCAAAUACUCAUUACUGUAAUACAAAAAAGUUCAUGCCACUUAUUUAAAUCAUCAUAAAUUCUGUAAAACAAAUAUUUUAUUUUUUUUAUUACAGACUUUGUGAUUUUAAAUAAUGUGCAGUUUUUCCAUAUCACAUUAAUUAAACGUUUGGUAACACUUUACUUAAAGCAUUUAUGCAUAAUGCAUUAUAAAGGUAUUCAUAAUAUACAUCGUAAUGCAUUAUCUUUUCAUAAAUAAUUGUAACCAAAGUUAAAAUGCAUUAUAAUAUUUUAAAGUUUGUUUGUUGUACUCAUACGAGGCAUAAUUAAUGCAUUACAGCUACUUUUAUAAUGCAUUUUAUAUAUAUAAAGGCUUUAAAGUGAUUCCAGAUGUUUUUUUUAUUGCAGUAAUGGGAAUUUGGGGAAAAUUAAAAAUGUUAAAAUGCAAAAGAAAAAAAAAAGUGCAACUCUUGCUUUUUUAUGCAAAAUAUUUCUCAUUUCUUUCUUUUGAUUUUCAGGAUGAGCUGAACAUUUCUUGACCAUUUUCGUGAGAUUCUGCUGAAUAUCCAGAACAAACGUCAUCAUUUGCCAUUCGGUUUUAGUAAACCAUGCAGUCCAGAAGCAGUGCACACAGUGAAGUCUUGAGUCACGUGAUUUGCUCCGUGUGAUUAUUGGUGAAAGUACAGUGUUAUUAUUUCAGAACGCCCUGCUGAAACAGUCAUCUCAGGUGAAAGUGUUCAGCUUGGAAACACUGAGUGAUUUAAAGACAGUCCAUUCAGAUGGUUUGACACCUUCACUGUGAGACUUCAAUCAAACACUCAGAUCAGUUUUCGUUUUCUUACAGUGUGGAUUAUAAUGUUCAAGCAGCUAUAUUAUUGUUACAUGUUCUAACCACUAUUUUGACUUUUUAUUAUGAUUUUUAUUUAAAUUCUGUUUUUAAAUCUGAAAUUAACCACAAAUCUUAUAUUCUCUUCAUGUCUGUGGCAGUCAGCAGACUUUCAAAACUGAUUUUUCUGGCAUCAGUCGAGCCUGUUUUUGGCUCAUUAGCAAGCCGUUUUUUAUUUCUGUUGAAUAUAAUUUAAAAUCCAAGAAUUUGUCUAACCUGUCUGGAAAACCAGUCCCAGGUUAAUACAUCUAGGAAGCAUAAUUAUAGUUUAACAUCAUAUCUGAAGUUGUCCAAAAUUACACGCUGAUGUUGAUGUCAGUUUUUCAUUUGUUUAUUUAACUGAAAGUCCCAUAGGAAUGCAUGCAGAGUUAUCUGUUUUUUCAACAUUAAAAUGAGGAUUUAAUUUGCUAUUUCGUUGUACUCGUUCAUCUAAUUAUUUAAUGAUUUUAUAUGAAGACUAAUUUAAAUGUUUAGGAAUGUAGCUAUAUUUUUCCCCAAUAUUUUUUUUUAAUGUUAUGUUGGGAAUAGUUGAGUGUUUGGUCACAUGAACAAAUAUAAUAAAACAUGUUUAGUUACUGCGCUGCGCAAAUAAACUCCUGUUCACAAUUUUAUAAACCGUUUAAUGUGUAUCAUCCAGUUCAAGUCAUUGUUUUGCCUCUUGAUGAACCUGCUGUGUGUUUGUCAUUUGCAUUGUCAACUGAUUUGAAUUUUCUUUCUUGUAUAAAUGUGAUUGCCAUUGUUGAA
Messenger RNA from Onychostoma macrolepis, 3976 nucleotides. It is a transcript of the gene mvb12ba, whose product is annotated as multivesicular body subunit 12Ba. Gene Ontology annotation, cellular component: late endosome; ESCRT I complex. The transcript has 10 exons. The record is from RefSeq and is a predicted model, not a curated record. Bases 443 to 1393 code for a protein of 316 amino acids. Lineage: Eukaryota; Metazoa; Chordata; Actinopteri; Cypriniformes; Cyprinidae. Gene Ontology annotation, biological process: virus maturation; viral budding; regulation of epidermal growth factor receptor signaling pathway.